AACCUCAAGGUCCCUGGUUCAGCCAUUAUUUUUUUCCAGCUAGGGUUGUUGGAGCAUAUGGGAAGCGAGGCUCACACGGCUUUCAGAAGCCCUGCAGCAGAUACAAACUCCCUGCUGGGGCUUUCUUGCUCUCAAACCCGUACUCCAGCUAAUUCGACGGAUGCUGAUCUUGCACUGGAGCGCCGUCUUAUUUCAGGCCAAUCCACCAACAGCAGCACGCUUAGGCUCAAUAAUCAAAAUCCAGCCGGUUAUAUCCUGAAUGCGACAUUAUAUCGGCGCGCUGUAAGCUGUCUGCCCAGUACUGGCGACGUGUCGUUGUCCCCUGGUGCUCGGCGGCUAGCGGAUUUAUUCCUAGCGUCCAUUCUUAAACGUACCUCCGCGCGAACGAGGGGGUGGCGUGCGAGUCUUGGCCAGCGGAAGAGCAGUCGAGCAGAUCAGCUUCGGCCUUACCGGUCUAAGGCCGGUGUUAAGGGGAUUAGGAAGACGGUCGACGCAUCUCGGACGGAGUCUCGGGCUCGCGCCGACGGGAAACAUUCGGUCAGCUUCACUGAAACGAAGUCAGUUCUUCAAACGCUUUCUCCGUCUGUUUUCGGGAAUAUUGAUUCUAGCGUCUCGGCUGACGCCGCCAUCGCUGUCGCCGUCGCUCGAGCAGCAAUGGCUCCCGCGUUUAGAGUGACGGAAGGUUCGGCGAAUAGCCCUUCGGAACCUCGCGCGGCUGGAGCUAAGGCUAAUGCCUCCGGCAGGCCGGCGAUGGUGGAAGCCGUGAGCAGUGCGAGCGGUUGCGGUUCUGAUAGACUCCAAGCGUCUGCUCCUGUUGCUGCCGUUUCCUCGGAUAUGGUCGAGUCGGCCUCGCAAGAAUCACAGACAGCCAGGACUCCAUUCAUAAACGACCCGUGUCAUGCGCGGAUAAACGCCGAUCUGGCUGCGUGUGACGUGGCCGCGAGAGUGGUGGCGCAUGCUGACGUGGCAGCUGAGCUGGAUGGGAAUGGACACACCCACGAGCACGCCCGAUGCUCGCCUGUGCUUCGUCGCAAACCGAUGGACGUGCCUUCGAAGAAGGUUCGCCAGCUCUUUGCCUCGGGAGAGGAUAAGGGCGCGGGAUUGGACGACGGGGAGGAAGACGGCGCAAGGGGGACUUGGACCGAGUCCUUAGAGCCUGAAAGCCAGUUCUCUGAUAUGAAUGUGCUUAUGACGAGCGGUAGCGACGGAAUGACGCUCGAUUCGUUGAUUGGGGGUGACGCCCUAGAGGUGAAGGGAAGUGGGAAGGAAGAGGGGAGUGAGGAGGCAACAGAGGAGUUUUUGGAAGAGAUUGAGUUUGAGAUUGAGGAAGAGGAGGUGGAGGAAGAGGAGGACGCCGAAGAUAAGGGUAAAGGGAAGGUGGAGGAAAGUGACAGUGAUGAGGACGAUGACGAUGACGAUGAUGAGAGUGAGGAUGAGGAGGGGGCGGAGGAAGAUGAUGAGGAGAAUAGAGAUGAGGGGGAAGAGGAAGAGGAGAUGGAGGAUGAGGGGGAGAGGCUGGAGGACGGUUAUCAGAUAGUUCUGAAGGUUGGUCAGGUGAUGCUGCCGUGCAAGGUUAGGUACGACAACGAGGAGAUCGUCCAGAUAGUGAAGGCAGUGGACGAUUCGGAGAUAGUAGAGGUGGUGGAUGACGUGGCAGAUAACGAUAACGUGUCACUUCUUGACGUGGACAAGCGCGCGGACUGCCAAGGGCACGUGCGAACCUGCACGUCCCUUCCUGUGUCGAAAGACAACCCGCCACGUGUCCUCUCCCUUUCCAUGGACGACUCCUGUCCUCCGUCUCCCUCCUCGCCCACAUCCCCCUUCCCCCCCAUCUCCCACUCUCCGCCUCCCUCCGAAUCCCUAGAGCAAGAGCUCGCAUUCCCAACCAUCCCCACCGCUCCCUCCCCACCCCCUCCUAAGAGCAUUCUCAAACCUUCGUUUGUGGAACGCAGUAGUAACGCAUCCGCAGCAUGCGGAGCCAGUGUUGACCUCAAGGGAGACUUGAGUCGGAAGCGGCAGCGGGAUGGCAGUCAGAGGGACAGUGCGGAUGGGGAGAGGAAGGGGACGCAGGGGGGGGUGUGUGCGGAGUCGAGGGGGUUGCGCCCUACAGCACGGGAGCGCGUGCAGAGGCAAAUGGCGGCCGCAGAGGCAGCAGUGAAAAUGCUGGCGGACAGAUGCAAGGUGGAUUUUGGAAAUGCUGGAUCAUGCUCCUUGGCUGCUGAUGCCAUGCACCAGAUGGAGCUGCUCUGCCAAGCAGUCUCAGACGUCACUAAGCCACGCAAGCGGCUUCGAUUUGCUGAUGAGCUUGGCAAGGAGCUGAACCAUGUUCGCUUCAUUCCACCAAGAAUGUGAAUUUUUUUUAGCAGCUGACCAUUUCUCUGCACCUGGCUAGGUGUCCCAGAUUUGCAUUUUCUGCGAGGUGCUCUUGUGGCUAGAUUGGUUCCUCUGCUUGUGAAUGCAUGUCCCUAUAGCUGUCUGCUAGAUCUUGACAUGAUUGCUUGCAACCAAUUAUUGUGAUAUUUCAUUUGAUAAAUAAAACAAAACAAUUCCUUCCAGUAAUCAGUGAUUUCACCAAACCUUGCUCCUUCGCCAAAUCGUAUUCUCUAGCUUCUGGUUAGCCAGUUUCCGCACACUUUGCUACCGACUCGUCUGUAACACUGAUUCCGGGCGAUACUUUCCAUGGUGCACUGACUGCCAGUCCCCUACGGCGUCGGCCUCACGUAACGGAUAGCCGUACCUGAUAGACCUUCGACCAUGGAUGCCAACCGCUCGCAGCAGCGCGCACCGCAAGCGUCCGUCACGGACCCGUUCUUCGACCU
Messenger RNA from Closterium sp. NIES-67, 2819 nucleotides. The record is from the annotation of a GenBank genome assembly. Lineage: Eukaryota; Viridiplantae; Streptophyta; Zygnematophyceae; Desmidiales; Closteriaceae.